Messenger RNA from Rosa rugosa (rugosa rose), 1497 nucleotides. Its product is annotated as B3 domain-containing protein At4g01580-like. The coding region runs from base 245 to 958 and encodes 237 amino acids. The transcript has 4 exons. NCBI's taxonomy places the organism in Eukaryota, Viridiplantae, Streptophyta, Magnoliopsida, Rosales, Rosaceae. Gene Ontology annotation, molecular function: DNA binding. The record is from RefSeq and is a predicted model, not a curated record.
UUGUCCCCCAUUAUAACCGAAAAACAAAGAAGGAAAAAUCAAAAGAAAAAAAGAAACAGAGAGAUAUAGGGUUUAAGGUUGAUACAAUUUGUGAUCUCGAACAGAGAUUUGCCUCCAGUGCACAGAGGAAGGCUGAAAUCAGCAAAAGGCCGGGGAGCGAGCUCUUCCAUGAUCGAUCAGUCGCCGAUCGACAAGUUGUGAUGAAGCAUUGGUUUGGUGGUCGUGAUCGAUCGCAAGCCUUGCAAUGAGUGGUGUUUGGCCUACGUUUUGUUCCACAACUCCCCAUUUUUUCAAGAUCAUUCUGGAGAAUACUUCUAGAGACAUCAAACUUAAAAUUCCGAAGAAAUUUGUGAAGAGAUAUGGAGAACAUCUCUCAAAUUCAGUAUGUCUUAAGAUCCCAAGUGGUUGUGAAUGGGAAGUGGGAGUGACGCGAAGAGGCAAUAAGGUUUGGUUUGAGAAGGGCUGGCCUGCAUUCUCUAAAUUUUACUCCCUAGACUACGGUGCCUUCUUACUUUUUGGAUAUGAAGGGAAUUCUAAAUUCCAGGUUUGUAUAUUUGAUACUAGUGCCACAGAGAUUGCCUAUCCCAUCCAUAGAGAAGAAUCUGAUAACAUUAAUUGUGAAGAUGACAACUCUGUCGAAGUCCUGGACGAUUUCCCACAUUCCUGCCCAAAAACAAGGGAGAAAUCUCCAUUACCAUCUCCUAGGCCUCACAAGAGAAGAAGAAUAAGUUCAAAUAGUAAAGAAAAUAUUCAAGGGAAAAAUGAUAUUAUCGGAAAAGAAUAUGGUGGAGGCUUGUCUAGCAGUCAAAGUUUUCGGAAAGGAACACAUAAGGUUUGUGGGAGGAUGCAUUCGUCAACAGCUAAUGCAAAAACUAUAGCUUUUGAAAGAGCUAAUGGUUUCAAAUCCGAAAAACCUUUUUUCAGUAGUCACCAUUCAUCCGACAUAUCUCCAUUAUAAUACUUUGAACUUUAUAUCCCUUAUAUGCAGAAUGUACGAGCCAGUUUUGUCAAGAGUUUUGCUACACAAGAGCAACAGCUUGUGAAGCUUCAGGUGGGAGAUAGAUCUUGGCCUGUGAAGUUGAAUAUCUAUGAUAAAUAUUCAACAGCUAAAUUUUCUGCUGGAUGGCAUGCAUUUUCCAACGACAAUUGUUUGACUGAUGGAGAUGUUUGCAUAUUUGAGCUCAUACAAAUGAAUGACGUUGUGCUGAAAGUUCACAUUUUUAGAUCCGUUGAUUAGGCAAGUACGUAAGUAAUGCCAUUUUGUGAGGCGUGUUGAGGUCGACCACAUAUAACUAUCUAGUUUCAACUAUUGUAAAGUUGCAAUUGACACUUUUUGUUGAUGCACAUAACUAUUCCCAAGGGUCCCAUUUGCGUGCAUCCACUGGGACUUGAACUCGUGAAUUCGCCAAUAAGAGGUAUACGCAUUCCAUGAUGUACAUUGUACAAGUAUAUGCACUCUCUCACUCAAUGAUCUUGUACAUUUAUGUGUAAGUCCUA